CCGCCGCCCCGCCGGGGAUGCCGCCGCCCGCCGGGCCCUGAGCGCCGGGACGCCGGCGGCCGCCGGCCCCGCUCUGCUCCGACCCCACCGGGAAGAUGGAGGCUGUGGAAGCCACCACCCUUCAGCAGGAGCGGCUCCAGGCCAUCGCGGAGAAGCGGAAACGUCAGACAGAGAUCGAGAACAAAAGGCGGCAGCUGGAGGAUGACAGGCGGCAGCUCCAGCAUCUCAAGUCCAAGGCGCUGCGGGAGAGAUGGCUGCUGGAGGGGGCCCCGGCCUCCGGCUCCGAGGAGGAUGAGGCCAUGAAAAAGCAGAUGCAGGAGGAUGAGGUGAAGACCAAGGAGCUGGAGGAGACCAUCCAGAGGCUGGAGAAGGAGCUGGAGACACUGGAGAACAGCAGCUCAGCAGCUUCCACCAAGGAGAACCUGGUGGAGGUGGCAGCACUGGCCAAGGAGGAGAAGACUGAGGCUGUCCCCAACACACAGAAGAGUCCCCUGGGCACAGUCAAGGCUGAGAAGAAAGUCUCCAGCAGCCCCAUGAAGGUGAUGGAGGGCACUGACAUGCUGAAGGCAGCCAUGUACUCGGUGGAGAUCACGGUGGAGAAGGACAGAGUGACUGGGGAGACCAAGGUCCUGUCCAGCACCACACUGCUCCCCCAGACCCACUGUCCACAGGGGGUCAAAGUGUACGAGGAUGAGCUGAAAGUGGUGCAUGCAGUGGGCGCCGAGGACGGGGUCCUGCAGAACGGAGCCCACCCCCUCAGCUCCUCCGAGGUUGACGAGCUCCUGCACAAGGCGGACGAGGCUACCCUGAGCGAAGCUGCCGGGCGUGAGACCCCGGCCAAGGCCGGCAAGGAGCCCGGCAGUACCCCGGGCAGCCAGAAGCCAACGCCGCGGCGGGAAAUCACGGGGCUGCAAGCCAAGGCACGGGAAAGCAGCACGGCACCGGGCGAGGGGACGGAGCCAAGCCGGGAGCAGCCCGUCACCAUGAUCUUCAUGGGCUACCAGAACGUGGAGGACGAGGAUGAGACCAAGAAGGUGCUGGGGCUGGAGGGCACCAUCAAGGCCGAGCUGGUGGUGAUCGAGGAUGCCGAGAGCAAGCCGGAGCUGGCGCGUAAGGACCACGCUCCACCCAACGGCACGGCGCUGGAGCCCGUGGCUGCCCCGGCACCGGCAGAGGAGACCCCGGGUGGGCAGAAGCCAAGCGGCAACGCCGCGGACACCAAGGAGGCCGAGCAGGAGACAGACACGAAGAAGCAGCGCUGCAAGUGCUGCACGGUGAUGUGAGCCCCACCGACUGCCCCCGCCGAGACCCCUCCGCCCCGGCCCCCCGCUAGCCAGGCCCACCGUCCCGGCAUGCCGGGCUCCCUCCCCCACCGGACAUGGACCCUCCUUCUGCAGAACUGGGGAAAUCCAACACGGCCGCAGGCAGCAGUGAACCACGGCUCCCCUCACCCCAUCUGCCUGCGCCCACCCCACCAGCGCUGCCGCUCGUAUUUAUUAGAGACACCCUCACCCCACGGGCUGCCCACCCCUGCCCUGUGCUGGAGCCCUCAUGCAGCCGAUGCUGGAGCCUUUCCCUCCUCUCACCGGCAACUUCCCACCCUCCCUCGGGACAGAGCCGGCCAGGCCGGGGAUCGGAGGACUCCGCUGUGUCUGUAGAGGACUCCCGGGGCGCCGGCGGUCAGUGGGACCCAUGCCUGGCCCAGCCGGUGGCAGGCACGGGGCCAGUCCCUCUCCACACCUCCAUCAUCCGCUUGUCCUGCGGGAAACGGCCCUGGGCUGUCCCUCCCCGGCUGUCCACAGAUGUCCCCUCUCCAUCCUGUGCCCCCCGGGCUCCCCAAGCCGUGAGCCCCUUGGGGAUGGAGCACAUCAGGGUGAGGGAAGGGCCUUGAGGGCAGUGCUCCCCUCUUGGUGCUCAGCCACCGUCAGGAGCUCAAAGGGAGACGUGGGCCACACGUGCUCCGUGGGGUCAGCCCCAGCCUGUCCCCAUGGCUGCGAGUGGGAGACCCUGCCCGGCCCCCCGUGUGGGACCCAGCACCCAGGCUCUGGCACUGGUGGCUGCCACAGGCUCUGGCACGGCCGUUCCUCCUCUCAGCUGCCACAACAGCAUCACGGGCUCUGCCAGCCGAGGGGGCUGGAUGGGGCUGGGCGGGGCUGGGCCGGGCCAGGUUUCCCUGUCCUCGGGUGAUGUGGGUGGCAGUGGCAGUGAGGCGGGGGGAGCUGGGGCCUCCCCUGUGCCUGCGGUCACAGCUUUGCAGAGCUGCUUUUUGGGACCCCAGGCUGCAGCAUCGGGUCCCCCCAGGUGAGUGGGGCAGCCCAGGUCACCCCCAGCAUUGGGACUGGGAGUUGCUGAGGGUCCAGUGGCCCAGGGAGGGUGUCCCCAUGACACUGUGUCCAUUCCAGGACUGCCAGCAUCUUCCCCGCUCCCCCACCCCAUGUCCUGGCCCUUCAGCCGGGGUUUCACCACCAGCACCAGCGUUUCGUCCCCACUGAGACCCUCCGGGGCAGCGGGGAGUGCGGGGACCCCUCAGUAGGACCCGUGGGUGCUGAGCCCUGCUCAAACCCUGGGUGCUUCUGCCGCAGCAGCUGGCACAUCUCCCCCCAUUGCCCUCCCUUCCCCCCAGCCCCUUUCGUGUGAGCCGUGACCCCCACCCGGGACAUCCCAGUUGCCCUCAGUUACCACCCGGGCUUCAGUUCUCCCUCCAGGGCAGGGACAGGGAUGGGUGGGGGAUGCAGGGGGGGGGGGGGCUGGCAGUGCUGCCUUGCCAGCCCACCCCCCACCCCCGGGGGAGGGGGUCCAGCCCCGCCGGCACUGAGCAGAGCCCAGCACAUCCCACCCGCCCCCUCGGCAGCCCCCGCCGCCCCCUGCCCGGCCCCGCUGAAGUGCACUUCCCGCUCCUGAGCUUCUCACUUGUGCCGAAGCCGUUUGAAGUUUUCUCCCUCCCCGAACCCCCCACCCCCGUUGUUUGUAAGACCCGAACUGAGCAAAUAAACAGUG
This is a messenger RNA of Calypte anna (Anna's hummingbird), 2997 nucleotides long. RefSeq names its product paralemmin (gene PALM). NCBI's taxonomy places the organism in Eukaryota, Metazoa, Chordata, Aves, Apodiformes, Trochilidae. The record is from RefSeq and is a predicted model, not a curated record. Gene Ontology annotation, cellular component: membrane. The coding region runs from base 96 to 1283 and encodes 395 amino acids. Gene Ontology annotation, biological process: regulation of cell shape. The transcript has 9 exons.